Molecule: messenger RNA, 2816 nt
Organism: Rhipicephalus sanguineus (brown dog tick)
Lineage: Eukaryota; Metazoa; Arthropoda; Arachnida; Ixodida; Ixodidae
Product: translation initiation factor IF-2
Exons: 6
Coding region: 298-984 (228 amino acids)
Source: RefSeq, a predicted model, not a curated record
UCGUCCGCGAGCGUGUGACUAAAGAACAAUCGUACGUAAAUUAAAAUAAUUUUCUUUUAUGAGCUACUGGCGCUAAGGUUAAUGAAGCGUAUUGCAAAGUAAAUGAAAAACGUUCGUAUUUCGAGAGUCGUAGCCACAUGUUAGUCGCUUUUGCAUCCAAUCCAAGUCGCUUAGGAUGACCGCGGUGUAAAAAACAGCUGAUCGUCUCUGCGAGGCGCGUUUUGCGUUCUAUGGCAUAUAAAGCUGCGAGAAGAAUGUGAUCGCGACUACUGGGGAGUAUUUUCGUCACUGAAGGAUAUGGCAAGCUGCGAAGAAGAAGGAAAUCGUGAAAUUCUAGCCGUAAGGCAACGAAAAAAAAAGAAUAUGUGCGAGCAUAGGAAGCCUGUACAUCUGUCGUGUAAUAUAUGGAGGACGGGGGGAGGACGGCUCGGAGGCGUCGAGGGCCGGGUCCUCGCGAUUCUGGACGUUACGGCGCCCGACUCCCAGCCGGUCCGGCUUUUUACCGGUGAUGAGGACAACCCACCAAGUCCCGUGCAGGCAGCCGCUGCUGUCGCCGUCGCGAUGCAGCCUGCUCCAAUGCCACAGUCUUCCCCGGCAUCGCGGCCUGCCCCAACCGUGCGGCCUGCCCCUACCCUGCGGCCUGCCCCAACCCUGCAGCCUGCAACGCCACAGCUUACCCCAACAGCCCAUGUCUCUGUGGGGAUCCAGCAGGGCACCAGCGGCACUGCACGGCGUCAUCAUCAUGGUUCCCCCCCUCCAGAGGUGGUUGGUCGGCUCUCCAACGAGUGUGAGAGGCAGCUGCGGGUGUUGGAGGAGACGCAGGCAGACGCACGAGAACACCAUCGCGAGCUCAUGGAGGAGGUGAGGGGCUUGCGUUCGGCUCACGAGCGCAUUGCAAGAGCCCUUGAACUCCUCGUGGCCGCCCUUGUGCCUGGCCAUGCCACGCCCACAGCGCCACCACAGCCGCCGCCACCUUCGCCUUAACCUUGUCUUUUUUAUUUCUUGUUGCACCAAGUUUUGUGCUUUCUUCUUUUUGUUAUUGCACCAGGUUGUGUGCUUUUUUUUCUUUUUGUUAUUGCACCAGGUUGUGUGCUUUUUUUUUCUUUUUUAUUGCACCAUGUUGUGUGCUUUUUUUUAUUGCACCAGGUUUAGUGUACUUUUAUUUCAGUGUGCCAGGUUAAGUGUGUCCUUUUUUGAGUGCCUAUUUCUGUUUAAAGUGACACUGAAGUACUAGUUAGUGCACACGUCUUCACAGGUUGCUUUGACAUGUGCCGGUCAACUUUCUGAAAUGACAUGCACGCCAUUUAUGACUGAAGCAGUGAAAAAUGGUAGUACCAUUGCGUCACUAGGAGCAGGAAUGGAUACGAUACGAGUGCUUUGACAUGUUGCACUAAGGGAUGACCUACUUGUUUAGAACUAGCAGGAGCUUUCGCAUUCUCUUUGCUGAACCUAUGCAACUAUACAAAGGGAGAAAAAUGUGUGUUGGCACCACUUGUGCAUGUGCUAUUGUCACAACAAGGUCAUUUUCUAGUGACACAUGUAAUGUUACUUUUUUUCCACUGUGUAUGCACCAAUUUGCUCUAUCCAUGCCACUGCGAUAUGUCCUUUAUGUUGCAGUGCAUGCAAAAUAAGUUUUUCAAAUUUAGCAACAUUUCACAAGUUCGUUUGAUGCACGAUCAAUGUUUUUAAUUUCUCCUGUUUUCUGUGAUAUUUUGUUGUGCAAUGCCCAAGGGGAACUUGUGCAAGCGUUUUACUUCAAUUUUUACACUUUCAGUGUUUAGUUUAUAAUUUGUUUAUUUUUAACAAUUUUAGUAUACAGCGUACCUCCAGGCGGGUGUGCUACAAAGCAUUUUUCGACAGACAGCUAGUGCCUGUUGCUUGUGAUAUUCAACGACCAUUUCUACCAGAGUGGGUAUCCAUACCAUUUAUAUUAAUGCUUCGUAGUCUUGUAAUUAUUGUUGACUUUUGAAGUAUUAGUCAGCUAUGGAAAUAGCCUUGUAUGGGUACUGGUGCCUGUUGCUUGUGGUACAAUUGUUGGUAUUUCAACCAGUGAUAGUAAUACAAUCUAGUCAUCGUUAUUGUUGACAUUUCUUACACAUAUUACUCAACCAUACGUGUGGCCUUUUACAGGUGCAUGUUUCUUGCCAUAUGGAAUGUUUAUUCAUACAAAUGUGGAUAUUCCAAGUAACGAUACCAGUAUGUCCUAGUCAUCGUUACUGUUGAUAUCAGUUUCUGAUAUCCAUAGCUUGCCCAUGUAGUGAGCAGACAUGGACAGCUGUAGUGCCAGCAUUGUUUAGCGACAACCUAUUAUUUAAGGGAACAUGAUUACUAUUUAAGGGAACAGUGUACUGGCAGAAAACUCGAUCACAGUUGUUUUUAUCAUUAAUGUAAAAGUACGAUUUCGUUUUGUCUUGCUGUUACAAGUAAUACUUUUCUUAUCAGUACUCAUUAACAUCACCUUGUUAUUGGUGGUGUCUUCUUUGCAAUAUGCAUGAAAGGCGUAAAUUAUUGCAAAUAUAUCAUUGUAAUCUGUCACUAUUUCAUGUUGUGUAGUAAUAUUGGACAUAUUGGAGAACAACGUUGAUGUAUGCAAAAUUUCAACUUCUCUCCGAGGUGUUUGCACAUUGUGCAAGGUUAAGGUCGCUACUGCACAGUCCCACAACAGGGCUUCGAAACCAUUUGGCGAUUUGGGCGUUACAGUUGCCGCAGUUGAGCUGCUAAUAUAUCUGCACUUCCUUGUUUAUUGAUUACCCCGCGUUCAAUGUUACUGUGCUUGCUUUAGCACGAUGUUGUUAAUAAACAUGACACUGAACUUC